Lachancea dasiensis is the source of this 276-nucleotide messenger RNA. The record is from the annotation of a GenBank genome assembly. NCBI's taxonomy places the organism in Eukaryota, Fungi, Ascomycota, Saccharomycetes, Saccharomycetales, Saccharomycetaceae.
AUGCACCAGAGCUUGUAUCUAUUGUCGAGGUCGGUAUGGAAGGGUCCUAACAUUGUUCCGCUCCCAGUAAAAGAGGCUCUUGCGAAAGGUGCGCCAAUCAGAACUAACGCAAGAUCGGCUACAAUAUUGCCACAAUUUGUGGGCCUGAAGUUUCAGGUUCAUAAUGGAAAAGAAUAUGUGGCAUUUGAGGUUUCCGAAGAUAUGGUUGGAAGCAAGUUGGGCGAAUUUGUGCCUACGAGAAAGCGGUUUAGCUACACCCAAACUAAGAACAAAUAG